GGGUCACUUUAACCAGGAACCACAUGGAUUUUGACAUCUGCACAGAUCAGAAUAGGUUCCUUUUCAUUUGUGAUGAUAAUCGGUUCAAAGUGGAAAUGGAUGGAACAAUUAAAGUGAAGCAUGACAUUAAAUUGCACCAUGGACGUAUAAGCUUUUCCAUUCAUGGAUGGCAUUCAGUGGGCAAAAAAAUGACCAGCCUUGUCACUGUGGAAUACCAAAGACCCCAUCACACAGGACAUGAAAUGAAUGGUCAGACAGAAUCUCAAAAUAUUCAGAUGUUUCCUCAUCCUUCUUCUGGCCUUAAAAGACACAAGAGAUGGGUGAUUAAGCCCAUUUUUAUUCAUGAAAAUCUAGGGGGACCAUUUCCCAAAGAAGUGAAGCAGGUGAAAUCCAGCAUGUGGAAUGAAUCCUUUAUACACUAUAGCAUAACUGGAGAAGGUGCUGAUUUGCCCCCAGUAGGACUAUUUAUAAUUGACAGAGACAGUGGCAUGAUACUAGUAACUGGACCCCUGGACCGAGAAAAGCAGUCUAAAUAUUUGCUUACUGUACAUGCUAAUUUAAGAAAUGGGACUUCAGCAGAGAAACCUUUGAAAAUUAGUAUAAUUGUGAAGGAUGAAAAUGACAACAAACCUGAAUUUAUCAGCAACACCUUAGUAGGAAAUGUAAGCGAAGGAUCAUAUCCAGGUACAUCGGUUAUGACUGUAACCGCUACUGAUAAAGAUGAUCCUACUACAGACAAUGGUAUGUUUAAGUUUUCAAUUCUGAGCCAGACCCCACCUGUUCCCUACCCAGAAAUGUUUGCCAUUGACCAAGAUACUGGGACCAUUCGUGUCAUCUCAGCUGGACUGGAUAGAGAGAAACUGAGUGAAUAUACAUUAAUAAUCAAAGUUGCAGAUAAGGAAGGAACUGGACUCUCAAAUACUGCUACUGCUUCCAUCACUGUUCUGGACCAAAAUGACAAUGCUCCACAGUUUAAAUCCAACAAUUGUAAGUGUUAUAUUCAGAAUGUACCAGAAAAUGCUGUGGACUUUGAGGUUGUGAGACUGAUAGUGACCGAUGACGAUGAACCCCACACACCAACUUGGAAUGCCAAAUACCGGAUUGUUAAAGGGAAUGAUGGAGGCAAAUUUGGUAUUACUACAGAUCCAGAUAGUAAUGAUGGAAUUGUUAAAACUAUUAAGGGUCUUGAUUUUGAAGCCAAGCAACAAUAUAUACUUCUCAUCACAGUUGGAAAUGAGGUUCCAUUUUCCACUUCUUCACCAACUUCCACAGCCACACUUGUAGUGACAGUAGAGGAUGUCAAUGAGGCUCCAAUUUUUAGCCCACCAACGCUGUCUGUUCCUGUUAAAGAAGAUGUGCCUUUGAACACUUUCAUAGCAACUUACCAAGCAAAAGACCCAGACAUAGAAAUGAAGCAGACGGUAUCAUACUAUAUUGAUAAUGAUCCUGCAGGAUGGCUGAAUGUGGAUAAAGAAUCUGGAACUAUUACUGUCAAGCAAGCUAUGGAUAGAGAGAGUCUAUUUGUGAAAAAUGAUAAAUAUACGUCACUCAUAUAUGCUUAUGAUAAUGGUAAUAUUUCCUUCCUAUUGUCAGAAUAA
This is a messenger RNA of Polypterus senegalus (gray bichir), 1598 nucleotides long. Its product is annotated as cadherin-4-like. NCBI's taxonomy places the organism in Eukaryota, Metazoa, Chordata, Cladistia, Polypteriformes, Polypteridae. The transcript is spliced from 10 exons. The record is from RefSeq and is a predicted model, not a curated record. The coding region runs from base 24 to 1598 and encodes 524 amino acids. Gene Ontology annotation, cellular component: cytoplasm; catenin complex; plasma membrane. Gene Ontology annotation, molecular function: cadherin binding; calcium ion binding. Gene Ontology annotation, biological process: homophilic cell-cell adhesion; cell morphogenesis; calcium-dependent cell-cell adhesion.